GCAUGCAUCGCGCCGCGCGGUCGGAAGUGGGCUCCUGUGGCGGCGCACAGGGCGCUGCGCGGGGAAUUUGGAGUCGCCGGGACGGGCCUUGGCGCCAUGGCUCUGGCGCUACCGGUGCCCGAGCCGCCGUGGCCAGCGAGCCUGUCCCCGCUGAAGGCAGUGGAUGACUUGUUGCGGUGUGGGAUAUGCUUUGAUUACUUCAGCAUCGCCAUGAUCAUUCCACAGUGCUCGCAUAAUUAUUGUUCACUUUGUAUACGCAAGUUUUUGUCCUACAAAACUCAAUGUCCAACAUGCUGUGUGGCAGUCUCGGAGUCUGACCUGAAAAACAACCGGACAUUAGAUGAACUAGUAAAGAGCUUUAAUUCUGCAAGAGAACAACUAUUCCAGCUGGUUUUGGAUACUCCACUGACUGCGUCUCCGUUGGUCUGUGGUAGGCGUUCAGCUGGCAAAAGCCAUGUUAGGAGUCCUGUUUCUCAGCCAGUCUUAAAAGAAGGGGUGCCAUUGAUUGACAGCUUCUUGAGAAAGGAAAAAGUCUGCAUCUCAACAAAAGCAGAUGACCUGGCAGGAACAGAUCAGAAGAUUUUCAAAACUGAGGAAGACCAUAACCCUUACAGCAGUUCUGCAGAGGCUGACGGUAAAGACAAUGAAGUGGAAUCACAAGAGAGUCCUGAGUGCACCAAAAUUCAUGAAAAGCCUUCUACAUCUAUGGUGAAAGUAGUCAAGAAAGGAGUUGCUGAUACACCAGAAGGCUGUGCUGCCAUUCAGCAAGACCUGGACAGGCCAGAGAGUUGGGUGGAGAGGAACCUAAUGAAGUUCAACAAAGUGGAUUGUCCUGUUUGUGAGGUUGCUAUUCCAGAGCAAUAUAUAAACAAACAUCUGGAUAGCUGCCUGACAAGAGACGAGAAGAAAGAAAGCCUCAGAAGCUCUGCUCACAAAAGGAAGCCUAUGUCUAAAGUGGUUUACAACUUGCUGUCUGAUCGUGAUUUGAAAAAGAAACUAAAGGAACAUGGUCUGUCUACCCAUGGAACCCGUCAUCAGCUCAUUAGAAGACACCAAGAAUUUGUGCAUAUGUACAAUGCUCAGUGUGAUUCUCUAAAUCCCAAAUCAGUUGCAGAAGUUGUUAAAGAGCUGGAAACAAAUGAGAAGAUUCGAGUUCAGCUUGAAUCUAAUAAAACUGGUGAAACCAGCUUGACCUUCACAAAAGACCAGACAGAGGAGGAAAUAGAUGAGAUCCACACUGAUUAUCGAAACAAACACAAAAGUGAAUUUCAGUUUUUGAUGGAUCAAGUAAAUAAUCGGUGGAAGAAAAGUGGUAAGAGGAAAACUGAAAGUGCUCAAAACAAAGAAGUUGUUGCUGUCCAAGAAUUGUCAGUGACCACAGCAAUCAUACCUGGAAAAGCCCAGAUAAUCAAAAAAGAAAUUCCUGAUGGUGAAAGUGAAUCUUCAUCCUUAGAGGAAGACCAGAGAUCAGGAUCUCCUGAAUUUUCACUGUCAUCUGAAUCAACCAGCAGCUCUAGUUCAGACAUUUUGAGAGAUGUGCAAGGACCUGGGACACGUUCACCAUCCUCUGACAAGGAGCAGUGGAGGAGACUGCCUGCCAAAGGGAGCUGUGACAACGAGAUGAAUAUGUGUCUGCAAUGUGCAACCAUCCUUCUCCACUUCUGGAAUGGAGAAUCCUCCUUUGGAGGACAAGAGAAUGAUCCAACUCAGGAUCCUUCAUCUGUUAAUGGCCAAAGCCAUGUGCACUGCAGAAGGCAGGAGUUUUCUGGGUUCAAGAGUUAAGAAAAGAAAGUCACAUCGACCCCAAAUGCCAGAAAAUGAUCAACAGCUUCCCAUGAGUAAGCGAAAGAAGAGCUAGUGCAGCAGCGACAUGAAGCUUUAAAACCAUGCAGAAGGCUUAAUGCUGAGAAAUACUUCUAGUUUGUCUCCAGUUUUCAGUGUAACUGGGCACUUAAUAAAAUGCUGGACAUUUGCUUAACUGUCAUUCGAACUGCCUUAAAAUAACCAGCUUGGCGUGCUGAGAUUUUUUUUUCACAGCACUGUAGGCCAUCUUACUCUAAGGUGGGGUAUAAACUGCUGGAGAACUGCUAGAGGCUCGAGCUGGCUUUCCUGCCGUGCAGCGCUGUCACUGCUGAAGGACUGUGCAUUGCUGCUGUUCCUGCUCGCAUCCUGCCGAAGCUUGUUCUGCCCUCUUGGUAGCAAUUAUGGGACAGUAUUUUGAUUGGGGUUGAGCAGAUGCUGAUGCUGCAAUUACGUGGCUUAGCUGGUGGGGAGGCAUGGUGGGAGCUGAGGGACAGGGUGGACUCUCUACUACAGAAAUGCUUUUCUUUUGGAAUAUGUCUAUGUAAACUUACUCAUGACUAUGUAUCAUUAUUUCAAAGUAAUUAAGUUUGGAAGAAAUUGUGAGGUUGCUGGACAUUACGUAUCCAAGCUUUAAAAUAAGUAUUAGCAUUAAAAGGUCUUAUCUUCCUAAAAAGAUGAUAGAGUUCUGUAAUGAAAUAAAGCAAUGCAAGAAAAUUAAAGCAAACCUGAGCAACAAGGUAGGAUUUUAAAAAUAUGACUUGUGAGUGAAACGUAUACUGUGUGUAAUAUUCAAAUAUGUUCUUACUGAGCCCUGAAGCUUUGGUCAUAGCCUUUCAUUGGGGACUUUGCAAAGAAAGCACAGAAUCUGUUGGAGAUUGAGGCUUGUGUGUCUUUUGACUUCAGGCUAUAGCUGUAAAUGGGACAGGACAUCUUGCUUUCAAAAAUAUUCCUCCUCAAACCAUGGUAGCAGGCAGUAUUUUUGUUUAGAACAGGCCAAAUCUGUGCUGACUAUAAACUGUAAUAACUAUUGACGUAAACAAGUGCAGAGAAAAACAGGAAGCUGAUUUCGUUUGUUUCUUUUUACUAAAAGCAAACCUUUUGAAAGGUAUUAAUUGUUGACCUCUGCUUUUAGGUCUGCAUUUUAAUCAUAGCAAUUAUUACAAGACAUUUAAUUUUUGUACAGAUAGAGAAGAACAAAAAUGUUUGUGUGCAUAACGAUCCAUGUGUUUCACAUUCAUGGCUUUUAGGUUGGUUUACAUCAGAUGUAGUAUAUCCUUUAGAGGUUUUGGAUGUUACUUUUUAAUGACAUUUGAGUUAGCAACACUUCAGUUUCCAUAAUAAGUUGAUGAUGUCCACUGUCAUACGCCAAAAACUCUGUCAAUACUACUGGAACAUAAAACAUGAGGAGGAAUUGGACUACACCUCUAAUAAAUCUUGAGGUAGUGCCCUUUCUGUUUUGCUCAGUUUAUUCCAGCUGUGAUGCUGUGACUCUGAGCAGGGUUGAUGCUCUGGGGCUGGGCUGAGUCACAAAACCUCCUUCUCUGGGCAGCUGUUGGCAGUAACAGGGGGCUGAAAUUACAGAAUUGCUGUCUCUGGUGUAAAAUGUGAUUACACAUUUAAGCAGAGCACUGUAAGACUGGGAGCUCUUGACAUGCUGAUUCAUUGUGCGAUGGCCAGCUCGCUAAAGGUCAGCCUGGAAAUUGCAGUCCAGGUGCCGUGUACCAUUAGAUUCUUAAGUCUGUGGUAUUGCAGGGAAAAUUAGGAUCCUACAAUAUUUAACUAUCUGGGAACUUUCCUUUUUAAUAAAGUCAACGGGCUACGAAUGUGUUGUAUCAAUAGCAGAUACUUCUUGUGUAGCUUAGGAAUUUGGUGCCACUUGCAAAGUUAAAUUUGUAGUUAAUGACAAUAACUAGUGAUGUGAGAUGAAAAUGGAUUUCAAUACCCAAUAAGAAGAAAUAGUGUAAUUUAUAUAGUAAGUAUGGGCUAUAAAGUACUUAGAAAAAAUCAAUAUAGAAGGUGAAUAAAAAUAUGAAAUAUGAAGUACACGCUCUGUCUGCAUUGGCACUGAAAAGGCUGGUGCAAGCCCUUGUGAACAUUAUUGUUGGUGGCCGGAGACUGGUGAGAGAUUUUGUAACUGUCCAGAGCAGAGGAGGGUGAGAAACUGCUGCUGGAGCUGUGGAGGUCCUGGACAGCAGUGCUACUGUCCUUGUUUUUAUCAGACUUCAGAAUAUGUCCCCUGACAUUUGAAGAGCACAAGAAGUGUUGCCCUUGAAGCUGCGCUCUCUAAGGUAUAAAUAA
Molecule: messenger RNA, 4101 nt
Organism: Cuculus canorus (common cuckoo)
Lineage: Eukaryota; Metazoa; Chordata; Aves; Cuculiformes; Cuculidae
Gene: RAD18
Product: RAD18 E3 ubiquitin protein ligase
Exons: 16
Coding region: 97-1782 (561 amino acids)
Biological process (GO): DNA damage tolerance; protein monoubiquitination
Cellular component (GO): Rad6-Rad18 complex; nucleus
Molecular function (GO): single-stranded DNA binding; ubiquitin protein ligase activity
Source: RefSeq, a predicted model, not a curated record